AUAUUGGGAUACAUAGCAAGCCUGCUCGACAAUAAGAGCGGUGAUUGGACAAUAAUAUAAGGAAGGGGGGAGGUCGAGAUGGCUGGGUUGAUGUUUAACGUGCUGCUGCAGCUGCUAUGCCUGUCGGGUGCAGCAAUGUGGACGGUCCGUGGUGAAGACCCUUAUUUCUUCUUCACAUGGAACAUCACCUAUGGCACCAUCUCUCCCUUGGGGGUCCCCCAAAAAGGCAUUCUCAUCAAUGGCCAAUUCCCCGGGCCUAAUAUCAACUCCACAUCCAACAAUAACAUUGUCGUUAACGUCUUCAACAACCUGGACGAGCCCUUCCUUCUUCAUUGGAGCGGUAUUCAGCACAGGAAGAACUCGUGGCAAGAUGGAGUGCUUGGAACCAAUUGCCCAAUCCCACCUGGAACCAACUUCACCUACCAUUUCCAAGUUAAGGAUCAAAUUGGGAGCUUCUUCUACUACCCAUCAACUGCCAUCCACAGGGCUGCAGGAGCGUUCGGUGGGCUUCGUGUUAAUAGUCGCUUACUCAUUCCUGUCCCUUAUGCUGACCCUGAAGAUGACUACACUGUCCUUGUUGGUGACUGGUACACCAAGACCCACACCGCUCUUAAGAAGACUUUGGAUAGUGGCCUCUCCAUCGCUAGACCCGCCGGUGUCCUCAUCAACGGCAAGACUGCCAAGGGCGACGGAACCGACGAGCCACUCUUCACCAUGAAGCCUGGAAAGACUUACAAAUAUCGAGUUUGCAAUGUGGGACUGAAAACAUCUCUCAACUUCAGACUCCAAGGUCACACCAUGAAGUUGGUAGAGAUGGAGGGGUCUCAUACCGUUCAAAACGAUUACCAGUCCCUUGACAUCCAUGUGGGACAAUGCUUUUCGGUGCUAGUCACAGCCAACCAGGAGGCCAAGGAUUAUUACAUGGUUGUAGCCACUAGGUUCACUAAGAACGUUGUUGUUGGUAAAGGCAUUGUUCGAUACACCAAUGGCAAAGCUCCCGCCUCUCCUGACAUCCCUGAAAUACCCGUAGGUUGGGCUUGGUCUCUCAAUCAAUUUCGUACUUUUCGUUGGAACCUCACUGCUAGUGCUGCAAGACCUAAUCCCCAAGGCUCAUACCACUAUGGUUCCAUCAACAUUACUCGCACCAUCAAGCUCGUCAAUUCAGCUACUCAGGUGGAUGGCAAGUUGCGAUAUGCCAUCAAUGGUGUGUCUCAUGUUGAUCCUGAAACUCCAUUGAAGCUUGCAGAGUACUUUGGUAUCGCUGACAAGGUGUUCAAGUAUGAUACCAUUUCUGAUGAGGGACUACCAAAAGACGCAACCACCGUGACUACUGUUGCUCCUAAUGUUGUUAAUGCAACUUUCCGCAACUUUAUAGAGAUUAUUUUUGAAAACCACGAGAAGAGCAUACAAUCAUGGAAUUUGGAUGGUCACUCCUUCUUCGCUGUUGCCAUUGAGCCUGGGAGAUGGUCUCCACAAAAAAGAUCCAACUACAAUCUUCUGGACGCAGUGAGCAGGCAUACAAUUCAAGUCUUUCCUAAAUCGUGGGCAGCCAUUCUUCUUACAUUAGACAAUGCUGGGAUGUGGAACUUGAGGUCGGAGUUGACAGAAAAUCGUUAUUUGGGACAACAGCUCUACCUUAGCGUUCUUUCACCAGCUCGAUCCCUGAGAGAUGAGUACAACAUUCCAGACAACACUCUACUUUGUGGUUCAGUGGAGGGAAUGCCAUUACCCAAGCCAUAUACCAUAUGACUCUAUCCAUCCACAACCUUCCUCACUCCAAAUGUGAAAAGAUUAUACACAAGUAAUUUGGAGAGCUUGAUUUUUCAUGUAUGAUUGUUUGGUAGUAUAAAAUAAAAGAACAUCUUAUAAUUAA
This is a messenger RNA of Cucurbita maxima (winter squash), 1873 nucleotides long. RefSeq names its product L-ascorbate oxidase homolog. Gene Ontology annotation, molecular function: copper ion binding; oxidoreductase activity. The record is from RefSeq and is a predicted model, not a curated record. NCBI's taxonomy places the organism in Eukaryota, Viridiplantae, Streptophyta, Magnoliopsida, Cucurbitales, Cucurbitaceae. The transcript is spliced from 2 exons. The coding region runs from base 79 to 1749 and encodes 556 amino acids.